CAUCGGUCCCAACUCGCAUCAGCACUAUCGUCCAGAUCGCUUUGACGUUAUCGGCCCAAACACAAUCUUCUAAUCUCUAAAACUGAACCGCAAAGCCCAAGAAUGCCUCCCCCGGUCCUGGAAUUCAACUACGACAUAUCGUGCCCCUUCGCAUACAUAGCCUCUACUCGCGUCGAGUCGCUCGCCUCUCGCACCGGCGCGACCCUGAUAUGGCGCCCCGUCCUCCUCGGUGCCAUCUAUCGUGCGACUGCUGCGCCGCAAGGCGCCGCGGGCUCCGCGUCCGACGUCUACAAUCCGACCAAGAAAGCCGUGACUGCGAAAUCGAUGCAACGCACGUUGAGGCGCUACCAGAUUGCUUAUAACCCACCGCCACAGCAUCCGCGAAAGACGGUGAAUGCUCUCAGGCUCCUAUACGCGGUCGAUGGGGAGGAGAGACGAGUGCUCACCAAGAGGCUGUAUCAGGCAUAUUGGGUUGAUGGGCGGGAUGUGAGCAAUGAUGAUGAGCUACUGAAGAUUGUGAGCGAAAGCGGGAUCAAUAGCGGGGCGAGGAUAACGAAAGAGACCUUUGGCGAUGCCCGCGCAAGGAGGGAACUGGAGAAGGCGACCGAAGAAGCUAUUGAACGCGGUGCUUUUGGUGUUCCAGGCUUCUGGGUCCAGCAAGAGACGUGGACCGACUUCAACGGAGAUCAGAUGGAAGGAAGAUACUACUGGGGCCAGGAUCGAAUGCACUUCGUGGAGGCCGCUCUACUCGCAAUCAAGAACGACGGCGACUGGAGUAAAGUCGAUGGAUUGGGGAAUUUGAUGCCGAGAUGUAUAUCUCAGAAUAGGGUAAAAGGGGCCGUCAAAGUCGAGUUUUGGUACGAUUUCAGCAGUCCGUGGGCCUUUUUGGGCUGGACGCAGCUGGAGAGGCUGAAGCAGACGUUUGGUCCCGAUCUGGAAAUCGUCAUGAAGCCCUUCCUGCUAGGCAUUCUGUUUCGCGAGAUUGGCGCGCCCAACCUCCCUCUGAGCGCUGUCUCUCCGUCCAAAGCCAUGUGGUUGCGACAAGACCACGCUGAUUGGGUCCGCUACUGGAACGCCGUCAACCGGCAAGAAGGCGGUCCGAACAUCCACUUCUACUGGACCGAUAACUUCCCAAUCCGUACUCCGACCGUUCUUCGAGUAGCAAUCGUUGAUCCGACUACCGUACCAACUUUGUAUCGCGCAUGUUGGGAACAGAAUGCUAACGUAUCUGAUGAGACCGUCCUGGCCGAAGUGCUCGGUAAGGGUGGCUUCAAUGGUCCUGAACUGAUCAAGAAAUCGAAUGCACCAGAUAUCAAAGCUAAGCUUCGCGAACUGACAGCUGAGGCGAAAACACAUGGAAUCUGUGGAGUACCCAGCUAUCGAGUUCUCCGGAUGAAUGCUAAGGGCGAUUGGGAUCACGUAGGAGGCAUCGUUUGGGGACAGGACGAGACCAACGUGGUCGAGGAUCUGAUUGCCGGUUGGGACCCUGAAAGGUCGGAGGCGAUUGCGGAGCCACGAAAGGUGGAGUCUGGGAGCGCAAAGACGGGUCCGCGUUUGUGAGGGAUACGGAUGAAAGGCUCAUGUUGGUGACUAAAAUGAAUGUUUGCUAUUCGACGCGCCAGCGCACUGUUUGCCUCAUCACCUCGCGCCCAUACGACAUGUCGCCCCACAGCUACUUCGCUAGGAACUCUAGUAUGUGGACA
Messenger RNA from Trematosphaeria pertusa, 1703 nucleotides. Its product is annotated as thioredoxin-like protein. Gene Ontology annotation, cellular component: peroxisome; mitochondrion. The record is from RefSeq and is a predicted model, not a curated record. Bases 103 to 1560 code for a protein of 485 amino acids. The transcript has 5 exons. Gene Ontology annotation, molecular function: glutathione transferase activity; 2-hydroxychromene-2-carboxylate isomerase activity; glutathione peroxidase activity. Gene Ontology annotation, biological process: glutathione metabolic process; naphthalene catabolic process. Lineage: Eukaryota; Fungi; Ascomycota; Dothideomycetes; Pleosporales; Trematosphaeriaceae.